This is a messenger RNA of Ipomoea nil (Japanese morning glory), 823 nucleotides long. RefSeq lists its product as uncharacterized. Bases 306 to 716 code for a protein of 136 amino acids. The transcript has 3 exons. The record is from RefSeq and is a predicted model, not a curated record. NCBI's taxonomy places the organism in Eukaryota, Viridiplantae, Streptophyta, Magnoliopsida, Solanales, Convolvulaceae.
GAUUGAUUUUUUUAUACGAGAGGGAGGUUUGAACUCCCAACUUCUUAAAGAAUGAGAGUGCACGGCCACUCACGCCAACUAAGCUGGUGAGGUGUCGGCAUUACACAACUGAGCAAAAAUCGAUUGCAAAAACGAAGAAGCCGUGAAGACUAGCAGGCUACUACACCAUCGGAAGCUAUGGCCGACGCAACACCUCGGAGAAGUCAACGGCAUGCGUCCAUGAUAGCGACGAGUAGAAUCUGUAAGAAUAUGUUAAUUUUUAUUAUUAAUUUUUUUUUUAUUGAAUGCCUGUAAUAUGAGAUUGAAUGUUUGUGGAAUUGCAUGUUUGUUGUCAUUGCUGUAAUAUGAGAUCGAAAGCGUGCCGGAACCGUCACCAGGAAAUUUACGCUUUUAAGAAAACCUUUCGCAGUCUAAGGAACAAGAAAGUGAAAAACAUGCAUAUUCCAAAAUCCGAUUGCAUCGCUGAUGCAUAUUCGCUGUUGCUGCUGCCAUCAAGACACUGCUGCCACUGCCAGAAUUUUGUUGUUAACUGCCAUGGCUUCUAUGGUGAUCAAGAUUCGCAAAUGCCGCAAACUCCAACUUACGAUGUUGCAGCUGCUCAACCGUCGGAUCUCCGCAUCGUAGCACAUCUAGUUGGCGUGUUGGCUGCAUAUUCUGUUCACGCAGAUUUCAUCCACCUUCUUCAGGUUCCAGUACAAUUAAGCUUGGGAAUAUGAAGUGUUGUGCUGAUCAAAGUAGAGACUAUGUUGUCUUCCUUGAUUGCCAACUUCAACGUCAUAACCUCAGAGGCCAUUAUGUUGUCUAAGCUAAGUAUUAUGCAUUU